Molecule: messenger RNA, 1569 nt
Organism: Paramecium octaurelia
Lineage: Eukaryota; Ciliophora; Oligohymenophorea; Peniculida; Parameciidae
Source: the annotation of a GenBank genome assembly
AUGGGUGCUAAUUCUUCUUAGAGCGAGAAAUUCGUAUAAGAGUUCUAAAGACAAUGUGUGAAAGUAAGAGAGUUGAAAGACUUGCGCUUUGGGGACGUUUAGAUUUAUAGAACACAGUAGAAUUCGUACAUUAUGGUCAAGAGCAUCUGGUGCAAUAAUUCAUCAGAAUAUGAUGCAUCAAUUAGUAAUAUCCAAUUGAUUAAUAUAGGUAAUUGUGAGAAGAGAUCCAAACUUCAACAUUAGAAUUUAGUCAAACUCUUAGGAUAUCAUUCAAAUUCAUAAAACUAAUGGUGUGGAGAUUUUUCAAAAAUAACAGUAUAUUUGGAAUUCUUUGAUUACACUCUAGAAAAGUCUAUUGAUACAAGGAGACAGACCAAUCAAUACUUUACAGAAGCUGAACUAUGGAAAAUGCUAUUCACUAUUGCAAAAUUAGGAAUCUUUCUUGAAGAAUAAAACAAAGUUCUUGGAGAUAUCAGACCUUGCAACAUUUAAUUGUCAGAUGAUUUGAAAAUGGCUGUAUGAAUUAUCAUUAAUUCUUUUUAGGAAUUAGGCAUUUUGAAACCAGAUCAAACAGGUUAUUAAAGACAAAUAAAUAACCUAGAAGUAGCAUAUUUAAGUCCAGAACAGUUGUAUUCACUCAACAACCCUUCAAUUACUGCUAAAUCCGAUGUCUAUUCUUUGGGAGUUACAAUGUUAGAAUGUUCUACUCUAAUGAGCGGAAAGAAUCUUUACAAAUCUAAUAGAAUUGACAACCAACUACUUUAACAAUUAUUAGAAACCGUCAAAUAACUUGGAUAUUCAAACCCAUGGUACAGAAUGGUGAGAGAAUUAUUAAAAGAAUAGCCAGAUGAAAGACCUUCCUAUUAAGAUAUUUAUGUAAAAUCAAAAUUAAUAAUUAGGAUGCCCUCAAAUAAUUCGAAGUUUAAAUCCUAAAUUUGUAGCCUUUUUCCCUUAUAUAUCAACAACCUCCAAUACCAUAGCAAUCUAUAUCACCAUAUAGACCAUAAUAUUAACAAUAUUCAUAGUCCUUACCACCUCAACAUCAAUAACCAUAAGCACAAAAUUAAGUUCCAAUUUAAUAUUAAUAAUAAUUCCAAUAACAAUAGCCAUAACCAUAAUAAUAAUAAUAAUAAUAAUAAGUUGUUUAACCAUAACAAUUGCACUCUUUACCAUAGUAGCCAACUUAUUAAUAUCAACAAUAAGUGCAUCCACAAUAAUAAUAACCAAUUUUAGCUUCUUAAUUACCUUAAUAAUAGACUUAGCAAUAAUAACCUAUGCCAUAACAAUCCUAUAUGUAUUAAUAUCAAUAACAACAACCUUAUUUAAAUGAAUUAGCAAAUGCUUAAUCAAAUUAUUUUGUUUAAUAACCAGUUCAUCAUUUACCUUAGUAAAUAGAACAGUCUCCAUACCAUACACUAUAGUCUCCGUAAAACAUGACAUCAACAAUGUAUUAUCAAGAGGAGGAGUAAGAUGAUGGAUUAAAUGAGAUUGACAGAAAGAUCUAACAAGCAUUAAAAAUGACUAGGGAGACUGAAAUGAGAAAUAAAUAAACCCCGAAUUACUAUUGAC